Messenger RNA from Ictidomys tridecemlineatus (thirteen-lined ground squirrel), 2306 nucleotides. RefSeq names its product fructose-2,6-bisphosphatase TIGAR. The record is from RefSeq and is a predicted model, not a curated record. Gene Ontology annotation, molecular function: fructose-2,6-bisphosphate 2-phosphatase activity. Gene Ontology annotation, biological process: regulation of pentose-phosphate shunt; negative regulation of glycolytic process. Gene Ontology annotation, cellular component: cytosol. NCBI's taxonomy places the organism in Eukaryota, Metazoa, Chordata, Mammalia, Rodentia, Sciuridae.
AUGGUGCCUUGCAUGUGUUCUCUAGCCCAGGAGUCUGAGCCUGACCUUAAAUAUGGGGCUGCGGAAGGCAAGCCUCUAAGUGACCUGAGGAACAUGGCCAAAGAAGCUGGGGAAGAAUGCCCUUUCUUUACACCUCCCAGAGGAGAGACGUUAGACCAGGUGGAAAUUCAUGGAAAACAGUUUUUUGAAUUUCUGUGUCAGCUAAUCCUGAAAGAAGCAGAUCAAAAGCAACGGUUUUCUACAGGAGCUCCAAGCAACAAUCUAGAAACUUCUUUGGCAGAGAUAUUUCCUUUAGAAACAAACUACAACUCUGAAGUUAAUUCCGACAGUGGCGCUCCAGGAUUAGUGGCCAGUGUCUUAGUCGUGAGUCAUGGUGCUUACAUGAGAAGCCUGUUUGGUUAUUUUCUGACUGACCUUAAGUGUUCCUUGCCAGCAUCUCUGAGAAAAUUUGAACUUUCGUCAGUCAGUCCCAAUACUGGGAUUAGUCUCUUCAUCAUAAGCUUUGAGAAAGGAAAAGAACCUACACCGAAGUGUGUUUGUAUGAACCUACAGGAUCAUCUAAAUGAAGUGACCAAAACACUCUCAGUUUAGAUCUGCGUCAAAAUUCUAACAGUUUUGAGCUUCUGAAGGGAGGGCCUUUGGCUUGCUUUAUUUCCGUCCUUUGCUAGUGCUAAUUUGGAAAUAGUUAAAAAUCAUAUUAUAAACUCUUCUGGAAUGUCAGCCACAUCACACAGUAGUGGAAAGCCAUUUAGAAUUGACUUAUGUUGUCUUGAGUGCAGCCUGCGUUUUCCACCCUGCUUUUGAUCUCAUCUCUGAGUGAUAAAUGGAAGGAACUCAGUGUUGCAAGUUGGGGGAUUCACAUCCUUAUUAUAGAAAAUUUUUCCCCUUUUAAAAAAUGUUUGUUUGUGUGUUUGUUCUUUAAUGAAAAAAAUUAGCCUAUUUGAUUGAUUGAUUCUUGGUAAGAUAAUGUAUAUUUUUUACUAUCACAUCCAAGUCUUGAAAGAACUAUUUAUAUUUCCCAUUGCAUAUUUAUAGUUACUGUUAUAUUUUGAAAGAAAAGUUCUUUAAAUGGAAAAUUCAUACCAUUAUAAGUCUCUAUAUAAAGUAAAAUGAUAAAAUGACACUAAAAUCUUUUACUUAGAAACAAGCUGUUGGAUUUUUGUUGUUGUUGUUGUUCAAGAGGGCUUGAAAUGUAGAUGAAUGCAGAUUAUGAGUGCAGAGCAACCUGGGGGAGGAGGUGAAGACAUCAUUUGACUAAAACACAUCACAGAUGGAAGCUCUGGGCAGAAGGUAAAAGAGCAGUGUGCUCUUCUAUCUUGCAAAACACAAAGUCAGUGGAAGCCAAGAAAGUCCCCAAAAGAAGUUUGACUCAGAGAGUAAAGACCACUAUCCACUUGCUUCUUCUUUAACCUAUAGGCUGAAGAAUUUCCAGUUUGGGGAAGGCUCCAGAGAAAGGGAACUAUCAACUAUGUGGGAACCUCAGAACCUAGAGGGAGCUUCAUUGAAAAGCAUGGGGCAACUGUGGUUUUUGGUGGAAGGUACAAAUGAAGUUAUCUCUGCCUUCCACUAGAUGGCGAUGGAGGAAAGGAAUUUUGACUAACCUAAUUUGGACAUCAGCUUGAUCCUUCAAAAGUCCUUGUCUAAAUGAAGGCAGUGUCUUACAUGUAGUUUGCUUUUAAGUAAUCAUGUUGCUGAGUGCCAUAAAUUUUAGCUUACAAGAGGAUGAAUGCUAAGCCUGUUAGUUAAGGCUAAGAUCACUUUUGGCUGAUAUCUCCUUUGAAUAUCAUUUAAAUCUUUUGUAAAGUUGUAUAUUUCAGCAUUCUCUGUGUGUCCACACUACCAUGUUUUCUGCCAGAUCGGAAACAGGGCGUGGAUUUGAGCACUGGAGCAAGUACACUCGAAAUAAGUACUUGAAAUGAUAACCUAAAAGAACAAAUAAUAUCCUCAUUCUCACCGUCCCCAAGUAAUUCCUUUCUCUUUUCUUUUUCCUCCAAAGAAAUAAAACAUUGAGAUGUAAGAAGAGUUUCCUUUAAUUAAUUCUCACAGUGCUGUUCCCCUGCAGAGGUGACCACUGCAGUGAGUGAGUGAAUGUGUUCAUCUCUUCUUCUCGUGUUCACCCCGUGUCUGUGAUGCAGCAGUAUUGUUUGGUGCUUUAGAAAUGUACAUGAAUAUCAUCGAGCUGUCUGUGUUCUUUAUUUUUACCUAUUCUGUGUUGGGACACUCUCUAUGUUGAUAUAUAUAGACCUAGUUAAUUAUAACCACUGUACUCUCAUGAAUAAAUAUAGCACAUGUGGUUUAUUAUUCUA